AUGAGGAAAGGCCAGAGGGCGAGCAGCUCCUCUGAGUCGGACGAGAAUCAACAACUGCGGUCAGAUGGUUCUUCAGAUCGGUCGUCGCCAAGUGAAAGCUCAUCCGAUGAAGGAUCAUCAUCUCCACCCUUCACCAUGGAGGCAGAGGGUGUGAUGAAAAGGAGCCAGAGGUUCAGCAGUUCUUUCAGCUUGGAAGAAGAUAAUCAGCUACAGCCAAAGGAUGAAGACAGUGAGGAUGAGUCUUCGCCACAGAACCCUAACGGAGUACCCAUCACCGAGCAGGUGGAGGCAGAAUCAGGAGCGGAGAGCGUUUUAUUAGAAAAAAAACAGGACUCUUAUUGUGACAGGAAUAUACCCCAGAGGUCGGGUUUAUUCAGGCCUCAGGAGUUAUGGCUGGCAGUGACGAGAUGUCUCUCCCUCCGAUGGCCUCCAUGUCUGUCAAUCAACAGACAAACAAACAGGAAACUAGCUUACCAAAUGGACCUUGACCAAUCAGAGGACACACAGUCGUCCGGUAGCUCUGAUUCAACCAAUGACAGCUCCUCGAGCCUUUCUACAUCAGACGACAGGGAUGUGACAUCGACCAAACACGAGGAAAAAGAAGUGAAAAGCAAAGGGGUUAAAAGUGGGCCGGCCCGCUUUCUUGGGAUUUCACGUUCCUCCCCUAGAUUGCCGAAAGCUAAACAAGCUACAGACUCCGUGCUAGCUUCGAUGAUCCUGGAAAAAGAAAUGUUUUUAAGGAUUGAGCUGGUGGAGUCGGGCGACGAGAGGGAAGAUUUACGCUACAGGGCAGAGUGGAAGCUGUCAGAGAGAACUAAAGAACUGGCAGAGGGAGUGUGGCUUUCUCGAAGCCAAAAAUUGAUGGAUUGA
Xyrichtys novacula (pearly razorfish) is the source of this 870-nucleotide messenger RNA. The record is from the annotation of a GenBank genome assembly. NCBI's taxonomy places the organism in Eukaryota, Metazoa, Chordata, Actinopteri, Labriformes, Labridae.